This is a messenger RNA of Geodia barretti, 351 nucleotides long. The record is from the annotation of a GenBank genome assembly. NCBI's taxonomy places the organism in Eukaryota, Metazoa, Porifera, Demospongiae, Tetractinellida, Geodiidae.
AUGGUCGCGGGAUACGAUGUUUUCAAGCAAUCCUUGGAAGUUCGUAAGCACAUCGGUUAUCUGCCCGAAAGUGUGCCGCUCUAUCCGGAAAUGACCGUUACCGGCUACCUCAAGUUUGUAUCAAAGAUUAAAGGUGUGCCGCGAAGCAAGCGUGCCGAGCGAUUGGAUGUAGCUAUUGAAUCCUGUAGUUUGACCGAGCGGCGAGGUCAGAUUAUCGGGCAGCUGUCCAAGGGCUAUCGUCAACGGGUCGGCUUGGCGCAGGCACUGAUUCAUGAUCCAGAUGUCAUUGUUCUCGACGAACCUACAGCCGGACUCGAUCCACGGCAGAUUAUUGAAUCCGUGACUAAUUAA